AUGCGAUCAAAAAGCACUGGGUUUGGGCAAAUAAUGACACGGACGACACAAUAUACGUACAGCAAGACAAUGCCCGGUCGCACAUUUCCGUUGACGACGCUGGUUUUGCCGCUGCCGUCGCUUCUGGUGGUUGGAAGAUCAAGUUGA
Molecule: messenger RNA, 147 nt
Organism: Aphanomyces invadans
Lineage: Eukaryota; Oomycota; Saprolegniomycetes; Saprolegniales; Verrucalvaceae
Exons: 1
Coding region: 1-147 (48 amino acids)
Source: RefSeq, a predicted model, not a curated record